This is a messenger RNA of Pogoniulus pusillus (Red-fronted tinkerbird), 2326 nucleotides long. RefSeq names its product ceramide synthase 6 (gene CERS6). Gene Ontology annotation, molecular function: sphingosine N-acyltransferase activity; DNA binding. Gene Ontology annotation, cellular component: membrane. The transcript is spliced from 10 exons. Gene Ontology annotation, biological process: ceramide biosynthetic process. Bases 194 to 1357 code for a protein of 387 amino acids. NCBI's taxonomy places the organism in Eukaryota, Metazoa, Chordata, Aves, Piciformes, Lybiidae. The record is from RefSeq and is a predicted model, not a curated record.
GGCGCGGCCGUGUGACAGGCGGGGCGGCUGCUGCCCCCGCCGGGCGGCCGGGGUGGGGAGCCGGCACAGCCCCGCUCCUGUCGGCAGCCUCGUCCGCUGUUGCGGGGCUGACACACGCCUCCAUCAUCUUCUCCUCCGGCAGCGAGAGAGGCCGGCGGGCGGAGCGGGGGGCGCCGCGGCAGACAAAGCAAAGAUGGCAGGGAUCCUCGCAUGGUUCUGGAACGAGCGGUUCUGGCUGCCGCACAACGUCACCUGGGCGGACCUGCAGAGCACGGAGGAAGCGUCUUUCCCGCAGGCGGAGGACCUCUACCUAGCCUUCCCCCUGGCCUUCUGCAUCUUCAUGAUCCGGCUGCUCUUCGAAAGGUUUGUUGCUAAACCAUGUGCCUUAGGCCUGAAAGUCCAAGCUAAUGGACCACAGAAAGCUCAACCUAAUGCUAUCCUGGAAAAGGUUUUCACAGCUAUUACAAAGCAUCCAGAUGAGAAGAGGCUGGAGGGCCUUUCCAAGCAGUUGGACUGGGAUGUACGCAGCAUUCAACGUUGGUUUCGACAAAGGCGCAACCAGGAAAAGCCCAGCACUCUGACAAAGUUCUGUGAGAGCAUGUGGAGAUUUACAUUUUACCUUUAUAUAUUUACCUAUGGAGUACGGUUCCUGAAAAAGACACCUUGGCUCUGGAAUACCAGACAGUGCUGGAAUGGCUAUCCAUAUCAGCCACUGAUGCCUGACCUUCAUUACUACUACAUAGUUGAAUUGUCGUUCUACUGGUCCUUAAUGUUUUCUCAGUUCAUUGACAUCAAAAGAAAGGAUUUUGGCAUCAUGUUUACACAUCACAUUGUAGCAGUCACCCUGAUAUCCUUCUCAUAUGUAACCAAUUUGACACGAGUGGGAACCUUGACCUUAUGUCUCCAUGAUGUGGCCGAUAUUAUCCUAGAGGCUGCCAAAAUGGCAAACUAUUGCAAGUGUCAAAAACUGAGUGACCUUCUGUUCCUUACAUUUGCCAUUGUCUUCAUUGUCAGUAGGCUUGGCAUAUAUCCCUUAUGGAUAUUAAACACUACGUUGUUUGAACUGUAUGAAGCUCUGGGCAGUUUUCCUGCCUUGUGGGUCUUCAACAUGCUGCUUAUCAUUCUUCAAAUUCUGCACUAUUUCUGGUCCUAUCUAAUCAUAAAAACAGCCUACAAAGCUAUUGCAAAGGGCAAGGUAGCAAAGGAUGACCGAAGUGACAUUGAGUCGAGCUCAGAUGAGGAAGAAACAGUACCUCGUUCAAAGACCCUCAACAGCACUGUCACCACUAAUGGGACCAGUGGUGCCAAUGGGACAAACGGGUAUCUCACUGGUGGCACUUGCUCAGAGGAGCAUUAAUGCUUGAGUUCAAUGGCGAGACAUGAACAGAAUUAACUGUUUGCUACCGGACGUAAAUUCUAGGUUGUGAAUGCAGUUCCUUCAUAUAUCUCAGCAUCAGAAAAAGUUAGGAGUGUCAAAGCAUUCUGAUUAGCACACUGCCAUAUUUCCUGUUUGUGAAUGAAGACAACACACUCUUCUGUAUAUGUAGGCAUGCUGUUUGUGUAUGUAACAGACACAAUGGGAGCAGUAUUUUCACUUGUACUGUCUUGGGAGUAUUAUUUAUUUUGUAUCCUUUGGGAACUUCUGGACAAAAGGGAAUAUCCAUUCUCCAGUUUUCUUGGGAUUCUCAGUGGUGGAGAGCAUCACACUCAGAUCUCUUCUGUCCAUCCCUGUUGCUUUUGCUGAGUCUGCUAUAAGUAAUAGUUGCUCGAUUUGUUACUCACAGUAUUAUAGAACAUAGCUUUAUAGAUUUUAAAUCUGCUUCAGAUAUUUUUGCUAUUAUUGUGUUUUAAAAUGCUGGUUUUGAAAUUGCCUAUCAAAUUACAGUGGCUGUUUCUCCAACAUAAAGUUUUUAAAAUACUGGGUUGAUAUUUUAAAUAGCAGAUGAUGUGAUCAAUCAGCAAUCUGGGGAGAUUGAAGGGAAAAAAAAAGAGCCUGUGGUAAUUGUGGGAUAUUAUUUAUAUUAUUUUAAUGUAAUUUAAAAUUCAAUUUGGUAUUUAAUUGCAUUAGAAUUAGACUUCAUUUAUUGUGCAAAUACCCAGAGCACUGAUGUCGAUUGCUAGGAUAAACUCAUUCUCACUUUCCUUUGCCUUGCAGUUUUUUGACCUCUACAGAGUUUAGCCUUCUGCAGAGGUUGAUGUUGAAAGAUGUUUGUUCAAGUGCACCAUUGUGAAUGCAGACCUCACUCCUGAAACUGUUCGUGCACAUUCAGAUGGAUGAGAACAGGAGUGUAAUAGAGAGAAGAAAAAUAAAAGCAGAUGAAAUGUC